AUGGUGCUCCACAACCCCAACAAUUGGCACUGGGUGAAUAAGGAUGGUGCUCCCUGGGCGAAAAAUUGGUUGGAGGAGAAUGUCAUUGGAAUCUCGGCUGAAGACGGCGAUGUCUCUGCCAAAUUGACCAAGCUGAUCUCGAUGGAUGGUGACGUGGAAGUCAGCCAGCGGAAGGGCAAGGUCAUCUCAAUUUUCGACGUUGCUCUUAAAUUCGAGUAUGAAGGCAAGAAUGCGGAAGGUGCAGAUACCAGCGGAUCGGUGCGAGUCCCAGAAUGUGCGUAUGACACCGAACACGAUGAAUUUGUUUUCGAGAUCGACAUCUACAGCGAGACAAAAGAGAAGCAGCCUGUUAAGGACCUGGUGCGCUCCAAAGUGGUGCCACAAAUGAGGGAUGCUCUCGUGAAAUUAGGUCCAUCUUUGAUCGCAGAGCAUGGCAAAGACCUGCAACAUCCUCCAGAAUCCAAUCCGUCGAGCGGCUUUGCUACACCAACAUGGCACCCGCAGAGAGAGCGAACUCCUAUUCCCAAUGCGUCCACAACUACUAGUACGACUGGUAAAUCCUCCAUCAACACCACCACCGUCACAGCCACAGACGAAUUCCGCACGACUGCCGAGGAGAUGUAUCAGACUUUCACUGAUCCUCAACGCCUGGCUGCGUUCACCAGAGCCCCACCUCGCGUCUUCGAAGGCGCAAAACCUGGAGCCAAGUUUGCUAUCUUUGAUGGCAAUGUCUCCGGCGAAUUUAUUAAGCUUGAGCCACCUAACAAGAUCGUCCAGAAAUGGCGGUUAGCGCAGUGGCCUGAAGGGCAUACAAGCAACCAGGAGAUCGUCUUCGACCAGAACGAUGUUGAUCGCGUGACAAAUAUGCGGGUCACUUGGACUGGUGUCCCAGUCGGCCAGGAGGAGGUGGUGCAGCGUAAUUGGGAGGGUUACUACGUCCGGAGUAUCAAGCAGACAUUCGGGUAA
Molecule: messenger RNA, 966 nt
Organism: Cyphellophora europaea CBS 101466
Lineage: Eukaryota; Fungi; Ascomycota; Eurotiomycetes; Chaetothyriales; Cyphellophoraceae
Exons: 1
Coding region: 1-966 (321 amino acids)
Biological process (GO): positive regulation of ATP-dependent activity; protein folding
Cellular component (GO): cytosol
Molecular function (GO): protein-folding chaperone binding; ATPase activator activity
Source: RefSeq, a predicted model, not a curated record